AUGGCUGAAGAGAGCUUCGCCACCGCUUUAUCCAGCGGGGAAAUUACUGUGGAGUUAUUCCACCAGCGUCAUAUUACGUACCUGCAUCAGAUCAUUCGAGCGUCAGCCCACAAUGGCGCCUUGAGGAGGCAACUCUGGAUAGCAGAUACCGAGCGCCAGCGCAGGUUGAUUGGCGAAAUGGCAGCUGCCAACCUGUCCCACCAUCAGCAACUACACUGGGAGAAGGUCGCUCAUGCGCAGACCAGGCAGGCAUUAGAGGUCGAAAAGAAUUUACAUCUCCAGACGAGAACAGUCAUUGAUCGUCAGGAGCAUACGCUUUCUAGUGUUCGUGCAGCCCUCAAUGCUACCGAGCAGGCUUUGGGUCUUGAGCGUGAGCGAUCGGAGGAAAUGGCAGCAGAGUUAGACCGGACACUGAGGAAGUUUCACUUGGUGGAUACGUUAGUGGACACGAUGCUUCUUCAGGAGGACAUCCAGUUGGAUAUGCCUGACCGUUCCAGACAAAUCACUGAUUUGAUACUGGACUUGGAGAGGCAAAUGGAAGAAAGGUAUCGUGAUUUACUGAGCCAGAAAGAUGUACAAAUCGCACGGUUGGAAGACAUGCUUGGAAGCCUGAAAAAGAGGGCAUUGUCUGGAAGAGCACAGAGUGAGCCGGCUAGCUAA
Aspergillus luchuensis is the source of this 660-nucleotide messenger RNA. RefSeq lists its product as uncharacterized. The transcript is spliced from 2 exons. Bases 1 to 660 code for a protein of 219 amino acids. The record is from RefSeq and is a predicted model, not a curated record. Lineage: Eukaryota; Fungi; Ascomycota; Eurotiomycetes; Eurotiales; Aspergillaceae.